CCUCAACGGCCAACUGCUGCCCCUCUCCUGUGCUCUAGUAGCUCUCCGAUCGCCUCAGAUCCUCAAUACCAGCAGACCUUGACUGCUUUCAGGUCCAAGCUGUGGGGCAUCCUGGAGGGAACCUUUCCCCCGACUUUUCCAGAAAUCUGCCAGACAUCUCAUUUCCUCAGGGUCACCACUCAAUAGUUCCUCCUCUGCUCUGGGUACCCACAAAUUGGACAAUGAGGCUGGUCACGGCAGUCUUGUGGCUGGGCCUCCUGAUGGUGGCCACCGGAGAUGAUGAGGACAGCUCCUGUAUCUAUGAGCCCCUGUCUGAUGAAGACGCCAUACUAUGCAAUAGGGGCCUUGAGGUUUUCUACCCCGAAUUGGGGAACAUCGGCUGCAUGUUCAUUCCGGACUGCAACGACUACAGACAGAAGAUCACCCAAUGGUCCAAACCCACAGUCAAGUUCUCUGAUGCCUUGGAUGAUGCAAAGUACAUCCUGGUGAUGGUGGAUCCGGACGCGCCCAGCAGGUACAAUCCCAGAGCAAGAUUCUGGAGACACUGGCUGGUGACAGAUAUCGAGGGUACCAACCUGAAGAGAGGGAUGAUUCAAGGCCGGGAAUUAUCAACCUACCAGCCUCCCUCUCCCCCGGUUCACAGUGGCUUCCAUCGCUACCAGUUCUAUCUCUACCUUCAGGAAGGAAAGACCAUUAACCUCCUUCCCAAGGAAAACAAAACGCGAGGCUCUUGGGAAAUGGACAAAUUUUUGUACCGCUUCCACCUGAACGAGCCUGAAGCAAGCACCCAGUUCAUGACACAGAACUACCAGGACUCAUCGACGUUCCAAACUUCCCAGGCAGGUGGCAUCUAGGCCAAGAGGGAACUGCUUGCUGGGCCACAAGCUUCACUGUCCAAGUGUGUGUCCACAAUAGUCUGGGGACAGGACCAUUUCUGGGUAUGGAUCCCUUCUUGUCCAAAUUUUUAAAAAUAAAAAUAAGAAGUCAUCCAGUUACA
Cavia porcellus (domestic guinea pig) is the source of this 997-nucleotide messenger RNA. It is a transcript of the gene Pebp4, whose product is annotated as phosphatidylethanolamine binding protein 4. Bases 222 to 854 code for a protein of 210 amino acids. The transcript is spliced from 7 exons. The record is from RefSeq and is a predicted model, not a curated record. NCBI's taxonomy places the organism in Eukaryota, Metazoa, Chordata, Mammalia, Rodentia, Caviidae.